Messenger RNA from Stomoxys calcitrans (stable fly), 2511 nucleotides. Its product is annotated as epidermal growth factor receptor kinase substrate 8-like protein 2. The transcript has 5 exons. NCBI's taxonomy places the organism in Eukaryota, Metazoa, Arthropoda, Insecta, Diptera, Muscidae. The record is from RefSeq and is a predicted model, not a curated record. Gene Ontology annotation, biological process: Rho protein signal transduction; regulation of Rho protein signal transduction. Gene Ontology annotation, molecular function: actin binding. Gene Ontology annotation, cellular component: plasma membrane. The coding region runs from base 164 to 2128 and encodes 654 amino acids.
AUCUACUGAGUUGCAUACUCCACAUAACCACUUAGCAGGUAGUAAUGGAAUUCGCUCUCUGAUCACUUCCUAAUUGCAAUUACGUAUGUGGCAGUCACUUUGUUGUAUAUGAUACGGUGCGACGCGAUUUCAAUUGUACAGGAUUUUAAAAUAUAAUCGCCAGAUGUCACAGUACAACCCACAUAGCCACGGCAAGCUAUCGAGAAAACUCAGUGAAAAUAUUACAGACGGUCUUGAUGAAGAUGACAAUCGGUUGCAACAGUACCGACCGUCGAAGGCAUUACAAGAGAAAAGAAGCCAUGUCAUGGAACAUUUGGCGACUUUCACGGUGAACAGGGAUGCAGGUAUAGUUCAUCCAAUGGAUGGAAUGCGCCGACUUUUGCAAAUGGAGAAAAACACAGGAAUUUGGUCGCAAAAAAUGAGGCUUUGUUUGGACAAUGGGCAUGUUCUUAUAACCGAUUACGAGACGGGGGAUUUGAUUGAGAAGUUUCCAUCUUACCUCGUUGAGUGUCCAACUGCCUUUACUUCCGACGACGUUCUUGAAUUGUACAACAAUGUCUUGGUGUUUAUUGUUUCAGCUGCUUCUGGUGCUCAAUCCGAAAUGCAUAUCUUUCAGUCCCAAAGCAUGUCGGCUGUUGAUUUAGUCCAAGAAAUAAAAUCGCUGCAAAGUAAUGACUUACAGGCGAAAGCACCAAUAAUGCCUUCUAAAUAUCAAGCUGUUUCCACCCAUUCAUCCGCUAAGAAAAAUACAAAUAUGGAAUUUUAUAAACACCACAGUGAUGACCACAGAUACCAUCAUAGUGCAGAAAAAGGAACCACUAUACAUGGCGAACACAACGACUAUGAUCAUAAAGAAUUUGCAGUAAAUGACCCGUUCGGAUCAAGAUGUGGUUCCCCAGAUGUUGCCGGCAUUGAAAUGAGUACAUCUCAAGGCCGAAGAUUUUUCGAAGACACUUGUUCCGUGUCGAGUGAGAGAUACGAAAGAGAAGUUUGUAUUCUGAAUAGCUGCUUUGACGACAUUGAAAAAUUUAUUGCACGCCUGCAACACACGGCAGCUGCUGUAAGAGAGGUAGAAAGACGAAGACAUAAACAUCGGGAAAUCGGCGACGGUCUCAUAAAUCUUCAUACUCGCCCUCCAAUGGAGAAAGAGUUUGUGGAAAUCUUGGGGAAAUUUAAGUUGUCAUUUAACCUUCUUUCGAAAUUAAAAACACAUAUUCAUGAUCCAAAUGCGCCCGAAUUGGUUCAUUUUCUCUUUACGCCUCUUGCUUUAAUUGUGGAGGCGGCACGAGAUACUUAUAGUAAGUCCCAGCUGACGUCAAAAGUAAUCGAACCACUUUUAACGUCCGAUACAAUAAACUUUUUAAUAAAUUGUGUCAGUAGUAAGGAAACAGAACUGUGGAAAUCCUUGGGGCCGUCAUGGACCGUGUCCUCCGAACAAUGGCAUGAAAAGAAUGAAUUUCAUAACACCACUGGAUACAUUGAUAAACGUUUCCAAGACAAUGCAGACAUAAGUAAUUUCGACACAGUACUCACAUUAUCUCGGCCUGAAGAUUCUACGAGAGAUUUUGAAUACUUACAGGACACUCAAAAGACAUCGUCGUUUCGCCCGAAUGUUUCAACAAAUAUGAAUUAUUUGCAUAAUGCUGCAGAAGCCACAGAGUCCGCAGGAUUUCCCAUGUCAUCAAACAAACAAUACGGUUAUAAUACAACUCAAAAAUAUUUUGAAUCUGAAACUGCUGGGACGGAUGCUACGGAACACGAAGAGCCAAGACCUGAGAAGAAAAAUAAAGGAGAAGGUAUUAAGGACAUGGUGGACACACCACAGUUACACUAUUCUAAUGAAAAAGCCAGCUAUAUGCUCCCUGAAAUUGAUACAAUGACCGAUCAAUGGUUAAAUAUGCUUCGCAAAAAGGGCGCAAAUACCGCCAUGGUCUGCUAUCCAAGAAUGGCAAACAAUGAUAAAGAACUAAGCGUUUCGAAAGGGGAAUACUUGGAGAUAUUAGAUGACUCUAGAAAAUGGUGGAAAGCUCGCAAUAUGUAUGGCCAGAUAGGUCAUGUGCCCAGCACAAUCGUUGCUUCAGUUCACGGAAUUCACGACAACUACAGCAAUCAAAAACCAUCCAAUUAAAAAAUAUUCAUAUUUUUAUGCUUUUCUAACACACAUAUUUAAAAUGUAAUAACUCGAAUAUUUGGCUGAAAGCCCCAUAUGUAAGAAUAUCACUCAUGUUUGAUGAUUCCACUCUGAUUUACAUAACGUAAAAUGUCCGCACGAAUAUUCCAAGAUAAAGGGAGAAUACUUAUUUUCUUUUCCCGAAUUCGUUUACCAGAACAUGAGGAUAUAUAUGGCCAGUUGGGGCACGUGCCUUAAAUUAUGUUGCGGAGGUUUGAACCUAACUGCAACUAUAGACAUUAAAAUCCUUUUAAUUAGGAUACAUAUUUCAUAUAUAAAUGUUAUUAGUAUUUUAUAUACUUAUACAUAUAAAUAAACUAUAAACAUUUUAUAAAAAUUAA